Messenger RNA from Strongylocentrotus purpuratus (purple sea urchin), 3664 nucleotides. RefSeq lists its product as uncharacterized. Gene Ontology annotation, cellular component: membrane. Bases 171 to 3632 code for a protein of 1153 amino acids. The transcript is spliced from 17 exons. Lineage: Eukaryota; Metazoa; Echinodermata; Echinoidea; Camarodonta; Strongylocentrotidae. The record is from RefSeq and is a predicted model, not a curated record.
UUCCCCUUGCUGAGGAACUGACGAUCCCUACUCCACUGUCAUUUGAUGUUCGGUUAAAAGAACGAGAUGUAUUUUGGAUCGGGGUACUUGAAAUAAGAGGAGAUGGAAUAUGGAAACCGGUGUGCACUACCUCCUGGAGUAGACUGGACUCUAAAGCUGCAUGUCGUUCAAUGGGGUUCUCCGAUGUUAUACAGGAUCUACCGAUAGAAACUAAGCGCAUUAUCUUAGAUAAUGUGGUAUGUAAUGGUGACGAGGAUGAUAUCUUCGAUUGCAGACAUACAACAUUGUUUCAUCACAACUGUGGGCAUUAUGAGGAUGCUGGAGUCACUUGUGAUCCCGGUUCAGAAAUUACUGAACCACCUAGUCCACGGAACUCAACUAUCCGACUUCAAGAUGGCGGUGAAUUCUGGGAAGGACGUGUUGAGAUAUUUUACGAUGAAUCUUGGAACACAAUUUGCGACGACAACUGGGAUCUUUUAGACGCUCGCGUGGUUUGCAGAAUGCUUGGGUACAACGAUUCUUUGACAGCUCACCUACGAAAUAGAUUCCCAGACGUCUCAACCACUAUUCAGAAGACUAACCUACAAUGUGCUGUAUGGACAGAAAGCAAAAUAGAAAAUUGCAGCUUUCAAGCGCCAACCACUCCAUGCUACGAUAACGUUGUAGUCGCGUGCAGAUCACCAACUGAGAGAGAAGAUAGAGUUCGGUUUGUUGAUUCCCCUAAUGAUUGGGAAGGAGUCAUCGAGGCUCGAGGGGAUAUUUCUUGGAAUCCUAUCUGUGACGAUGGAUGGAGCAUGUCUGCAGGAGAUGUUGUGUGCCGAAUGCUUGGUUACGAGAGGGCUCUUGGUACCUACAUUGGGCUGAACAGCAGUGCAUCCAAUCCCUACAUCCUAGAUGAUAUAGCCUGCGAUGGGACCGAGACAGACAUUAUGGAUUGUGAUCAUGGACCACUCCUAGAGCAUGACUGUACACAAAACGAACACGCUGGGGUAUCAUGUUUACCAGAUCUGCGUCUUGCUAGAGGAGAGUACUCCUCAUCUGGAAUUGUAGAGGUGUUCCACAAUGACUCCUGGGAAACCUUAUGUUUGACAUCUGAUAAUAAAGACGAGGCCUACGCCAUAUGCAGCACACUUGGUUACGACUCAUUUACCUUCACCGAGAUAGACCUUGAUAACAAGGUUUAUGAUUUCUCACGACUGCGCUUCUUCUGCUCCGGAUUUGACUCCAUCGCAGAAUGCUUCCAAUAUCUAAUACCAGACUCUGAAGAAGCAAGAACGUGUUCUAAUGCUGAAAGUGUGCUUGGUGUGAAUUGUAGACCGAUCGAUCCGUGCGAAGAAGAAGACUGUCCUGAUGGCAGUAUCUGCGUAGAAUCCGGACUGACGUCGACUUAUGAAUGUUUUGCAGUUUGUGUUCGUGUACCACGUGCUCUAUGUCUGUAUGAGGAUGUCGAGGAUGAAUGCUCAUGGAAUGGAGAAAUACCUUUAUCGACGUCUGAGAACUAUCAUAGCUAUUACGAUUCGACUUCGUCCUCUUUCCCAUGGUACCCAGGCUCUUGGACUUCCUCUUCAAGUCUGUCCACCUCAACACAGCAUGCAACAUCCAGUAUGACAGAAGGUUCUGAAAGCCCAACGAAUUCAGCACCCUCUUCAAGCCAAUCACCCUCAUUUAACACCAUCUCCGAUUACCGCCAUUCGAGAUUGUCGGGUUCGUUUUCGUUCAAUAGUACUGGCGCCGAGAUUCCGAAGUGCCUGUACAACUUGUUCUUACCCAACGUAAGGCAGUUUGUACUAAUUCUCAAUGGCAGCAAUUACAACCCAGAACAUGUUGAGAUCAAGGUGUAUAAGGGUUAUCAAUUAAGCCGAGCGAACACUGUAUUUAUUAGCCAUCCCCAAAAUCAAGUUCCAAGUUAUCUACUGGUCGAUUAUUUCAGCGUCUGGAUAGAGGUUAUUUCCAUUACAGCUAACUCAACUAUGGAUAUAGAUUACGUAGCAGAUUGUACAUAUGACAUCCUCCACACUUCAGAUCAAUGUAACUUUCCGCUGGGGAUGGAAGCAAGAUGGAUCAGAAAUGACCAGAUCACAUCUAGUAGCAGAAUUGAUAGAGAUCAUCUUGCCUACCAUGCAAGGUUAUACGGCCCUUCUGCAUGGAUGCCAGAUCCUUCUGAUACACAACCUUUUAUUGAGAUCUCAUUAGAAGAAGAUUAUGAAGUAACGGGUCUCGUCAUACAAGGUGGAGGAGGGGACAAUCGGUUCUGGGUUAAAGCAUUCACUCUAGAGUACGGGGUGCAAGGAGAGUUGGUUUAUAUUCUUGAUCCACACAAGCCAAGGAACAGUGGGACGAACAUUCAACUCUUUGAAGGUAAUUCAGAAUACUACUGUGCCAAGUACAUCUACUCCCUUCCACCUGGCCUCAUCACUAGCCGCCUUCGUCUAAGACCUGUCCAGGAAACGCCCAUUGCCUUGAGACUAGAGGUGCUUGGAUGCCGACCAAACGGAUGUAAUGUCUCUGAAUCCAGCUACGACGCGAGUCAGAUUCUUCAUUCUCAACGAGUUCAGUCAGGUGAUAGAUCCUUUGAACAUGGGAACGGAACUUCUCGGUACUGGUCGACUGACUAUUCAGAGCCGAGAACUAUUAAUAGAAUUGUCUCUAGAAAGUGCCUGGGUCGAGAUGGACUUCUUCAAUUUGAUCUGAUGUGGACUGAUAAACCAGGAACAAAUUCAAGUUUGUUGGUCCGUAGCAAGCUCCGCUUUACCUACCAGAGCACUCCGUGGGCUCAGAUUGAAUUCAAUCCACCCAUUACCAAUGUCUCUCACCUUCGCAUAUAUCCUACCAAAUGGAUUGGGAAUCAACCGUGUCUGCAGAUAAAAGUGUUUGGAUGUCCCACUAAUGGCAUUUGCAACCAGCGACUUGGAAUGGAAUCAUUGGAAAUCCCUGACGAGAAUAUCGAAUGCAGCGGCUGCGACGAAGAUUCACUGUCUAUGGUUCGUCUGAACUCAUUUGGAGAAAAUUUGGAAAUCGGCUGCUUCUUUCGACCCAACCCAGCAGGGGCUCCAUACCAAGUAACUAACGAGCCACCCGUGCUGCAAGUUCGUUUUCCAAAUAGAGUGAUACUAUCAGGUAUGAUACUACAAACAGGAUCUCCAGGAAACCCGUUCAAUGACGACUUUGACAAAGAUAAAUUUACAUUUAACGUGAUCAUGACAUAUCAGCCAACUACAGCGUCCAGUGACAUGGUUUUCUUGCUAGCGUCUGGUGUUCAUGAUUUUUAUACUAGACCAUAUGCUCAGAAAACCAUUAUGUUCGGAAAGGACUACUUAACUACUGCUGUUCAACUCAAACCAGUCAUCGACACCUAUCGGCGUAGUGCACGCUUUGCUGUGGAGUUCCUCGGCUGUCCGACUGAUGCAAGAUGCAAGAAUGAUAACUCUUACUUCGACGGAGAAUGUUUUAAUUUUGUACGAGCGAUCAGUGAUAUCUUAAAUACUUGUCCAUCCUGGAGUCCAGAUUAUGGCAGUCGCCUGGCCUACAUCAAGUCACAGCCUGAACAAACCUUUGCGAAAAAGCUUGCCUCCAGUUCUCUUCCACCACAGUAUCUGGUCCGAAUUGGAUUGGAAUCCCGCAACUCAGCGUAAGACAAGUAUUAUUGGAGCAUGAACACAACGAG